AUGUCUGCUGGUGCUUGUAUUGUUGUAGUCACGCUCUUGGCUUUCAUGUCCGCCAUUACGAGAUUGAUUGUUUCGAGAACUAUGGCCGUUGGAUUUCCUGGUGCCGUGUCGACGCCGCGGCUGUGGUUGAGGUGCGCUGAAGCAGUUGCCCAUAUUUUUAGGGAUCUCGGUUCAACAGACCCCAAUAUUCAGGCGGUAUAA
This is a messenger RNA of Fusarium pseudograminearum CS3096, 201 nucleotides long. RefSeq lists its product as uncharacterized. The coding region runs from base 1 to 201 and encodes 66 amino acids. Lineage: Eukaryota; Fungi; Ascomycota; Sordariomycetes; Hypocreales; Nectriaceae. The record is from RefSeq and is a predicted model, not a curated record. The transcript has 2 exons.